CAUACAAGGAACUGUAGAGAGGAUCGUUAGUGUUUAGCGGAUCUGGUUAUAUCUGUAGCAUAUUAUAGCGGAUCCAAAUUUCGCAAGUCCCGCAGAGUUUCGACCAUAGACUUACAGAGAUUCGACUCUCUAUGAAACGAAUACCGAAACCUUAACUUCUGUCAAUAACCUCUGUUCUCUUCGUUAACUUCGUUUGUAUCGUAUUCAAAACCGGUUGAAGAAGAAGAGAAAUAAUAAUUUCUUCGAGCCGAUAAACCAUGCCGAAAAAACAGAAACCGAACGCAUUUUUCUUUUUCAUGCAAGAUUUUAAGAAGAGACAAGAGGCUCUUGGCGAAACAUUUCCUGGUGGUCUUCAAGACGUCUCUGCAGCUUGCAGCCCCGAGUGGCAGAAAAUGACUGAUCAACAAAAAGGGCCUUACGAGGCUCGUGCCAAAAAUGCUAAGAUAAAAAAUGGAAUCAGUGGUCAAAAGUACACUUCGCAAGGAGUGCCGAUCACACUCAUAGAAAAGGAAGCCAAAAGAAAACAGGACUUCGAAGAUAAUAUGAAUGACUACAUUAAAAUGACAGUCAGCAUGUCGAAUCACAUUGAUGGCUUGAUCAACAAGAAGUUUUACUUCAUUCAUGUGAACUGGCUUUGUCGAAAGCUCCUUCCUAAUGGGGAAGGCGAUUUUUAUCCUAUUGAGUUUGCUGUCGCUGAGUUCUCGCUUAAGGAUGGAGUUGGAAAAACUUACCACGAAAUCAUCGACAUAGAUGUUCCAAUGGGCUACGCAUCUGAUGCUUUACAGCACUCAGAGGACACUCAUAAGAUUAGUCCCAAUCCACCUGGCGGUCAAAAAAAUUUCAGCAUCAUGUAUCAGCGAUUGAAAACCUUACUAAAACCUGAAACAAUUGGCGAUGAAUUACCACCACUCUACACUACAACAGGUGUCGAGGAAAUUGUGCCUGGACUAUUGAGCCGAAUGGCCAACACUAUUGGCCAAACAGCGGACAUUUUCCGAGUUUAUAGACUGGAGACACUUUUUUUUCACAUUCGCAACGCUGCUGCAAUGAUGAUUAACACUGUCGGUUUCCCAGCGCCUACAUUAGCAGAUGAACAAAUACACAGGGAUACUUUCGACUAUGCGUCAGGUAUCGCAUGUGACUACCAUGAAAAUAUAGAUGCAGCAAAAAUACAUUGUAGCUUAUCUGUCGUGACUCGGUGGGCAUAUACCAUAUGCGAUUUCUGCUGCUUGGAUGUGGGCAUUGAAAUGAAGCCCGGAUUCCAUUGUCCGCUGGAUACCGACGUUAAUGACAUAAGGAAUUUGAAGGAAAACAGAGCAAGUGUAAAAGACCAUUUGACGACUGAAAGUGUAUCUGGAAUGGCAUCUAUGACAGGGGUGACCGAAGAACAUAGGUUGAAAACCUCUGCACGUACUUACAAGGAAGAGCAAGAACGGCGACAAAAUUCUCAGCCAUUGAAAAUUAUAGAUCAUAGUAAAUUGCCAAAUUCGAAUGUACCAGAGAAUAAACGUGAUGCGAAGCCAGCAAACACUAGUUCUCAAUCUGCUUCUACUUUUGCGAAGAAGGUGGAAAGACCGCUUCGGCUACCGAAUGGACCAAGUUUUGCCAUGAGCGUAAGCGACACCGUGAAAGUACCGAAUAUGGAUCACACGAACUUCCCAGCGAUUGGUGGUAGGGGAGUCGCUUUGAGAAAGGCUACUCUCGAAAAGUUUCCGCCAAUUGGUCGUGGUCGCGGUGGCACGUUCGGUAAUUAAAUGUUCAAGACAUCAAUAUUUAAGCAUUUUAUAAAACACUAUAAAUGAAUCUAACCAAAUGACGAAACACCCGUGAUAUGUAAGCAUAUAGAUGUAAAUUACCUAAGUUGAUAUAAGGGCAAACGAAACGAAGCUUUCGUGUUUUAUGUAGACGAUGAUAAUUAGUUUUACUGUCGCAAUUAUUUUUCAUCCUUAACCUUUAGAUUGCUGUAAAGUCUAUAUAUAGUCUCUGCCUGUGAUCGGAACUCCACAUAUUAUCUUAUAUAUAACAUAUGUGAUGUUCCGAUCAAAAAUGGAGACUGUAUUUAGACUUUCCGACAGUCUAAAGGUUAAACAUGCUGAUAGUCAAGUGAAUAUUAUUUUCUUCCUAAUUUUUGUUGAUUUUACAGUUAUGUUUACUCACAUUGACAUUUUAUUUCUUAGUCCUAAUCGAGUCAUUCAAAUAGAAAAGAAAUUUGUUUACUCGGCUUCUAUUAGUUCACUAAAACAAAGGCAGAUUGCCCAUGCAUAUUAUUUAUGUCGUAUAAUUAAACUAUUUCGUUAUAAUUAUAAUAUGGUAGAUGUUCGUAUAAUUAUAAUGCAAAAACAUUGAGUCAAUCUUUUCUAUUUUUGAUGAAUA
Messenger RNA from Diprion similis, 2373 nucleotides. RefSeq names its product protein maelstrom homolog. Bases 258 to 1754 code for a protein of 498 amino acids. Gene Ontology annotation, molecular function: sequence-specific DNA binding. Gene Ontology annotation, biological process: negative regulation of DNA-templated transcription; piRNA processing; regulation of miRNA-mediated gene silencing. Gene Ontology annotation, cellular component: nucleus; P granule. Lineage: Eukaryota; Metazoa; Arthropoda; Insecta; Hymenoptera; Diprionidae. The transcript has 10 exons. The record is from RefSeq and is a predicted model, not a curated record.